Xenopus laevis (African clawed frog) is the source of this 1220-nucleotide messenger RNA. It is a transcript of the gene clybl.L, whose product is annotated as citrate lyase beta like L homeolog. Gene Ontology annotation, cellular component: mitochondrion. Gene Ontology annotation, molecular function: malate synthase activity; (S)-citramalyl-CoA lyase activity; catalytic activity. Lineage: Eukaryota; Metazoa; Chordata; Amphibia; Anura; Pipidae. The record is from RefSeq and is marked provisional. Gene Ontology annotation, biological process: regulation of cobalamin catabolic process.
GGCGCAAAGUUAUAGCGGCUGACUCAGCGUGGCGGAAGAUGGCAUUGCUGCAAAGACUAUGGCUUGGUGGGAAGGUGACACUGACGAAUUCUUGUGUGAAAAAUGUCUUUACAAAAACACCAAAAAUAAGCUUUUCCUCUCAAGUUAAAGGUUCUUCUAAGUACAUACCCCGCCGAGCUGUGCUUUACAUACCUGGAAAUGAUGAAAGAAAAAUUCAAAAAAUCCCCAGUCUCAAUGUUGACUGUGCUGUACUAGACUGUGAAGAUGGGGUAGCCAUCAACAAAAAAGUUGAAGCAAGAACAACAAUAGUGAAAACACUUGAAGAGCUUGACCUUGGCAGUACAGAGAAAUGCGUUAGGAUCAACUCUGUCUCUAGUGGCCUUGCAGAAGCUGAUCUAGAGGUCAUACUGCAGUCAAGAGUCUUGCCAUCUUGUAUUAUGUUGCCAAAAGUUGAAUCUUCAGAAGAAGUGGCAUGGUUUGCAGAUAAGUUUCUACAGUGUUUGAAAGGCAGGGAGCUGGAGCAGCCAAUGCAUUUGAUUAUUUUUGUGGAAACAGCUGUGGGAUUACUGAACUUCAAGGGUGUUUGUGAAGAAGCUUUGCAAAGGGGACCUAAAGUUGGUUUACACUUGGAUGGUGUGGUCUUUGGAGCAGAAGAUUUCCGUGCAAGCAUAGGUUCCACAAGUAGCAAAGAAACAUAUGACCUGCUUUAUGCCAGGCAAAAGAUUGUUGUUGUGGCCAAAGCUUUUGGACUGCAAGCAAUCGAUCUUGUGUACAUUGACUACAGGGAUGGAGAUGGACUUAAGCGACAGUCACAGGAAGGAGCCAUGAUGGGAUUCACUGGUAAGCAGGUGAUUCACCCGAGUCAGGUUCCUAUUGUCCAGGAGCAGUUUACUCCGAGCGCUGACAAAAUAAAAUGGGCCCACGAAUUGAUUUCUGCUUUUCAAGAGCACCAAAGAUUAGGAAAGGGUGCAUUCACUUUCCAUGGCAGUAUGAUAGACAUGCCCUUGCUUAAGCAGGCCCAGAACAUUGUUACGCUUGCCAGAGCCAUCACAAGGAAUCAUCUGCUAAAUGAAGCUCCUGCCAGGUGGGCCCAGAUUGCACCAUGCAAAGAGAAAGAGCAGCGGGAGCAACAAACACCAAGCCACCAGGCAAAGCAUCGUGUUAGUAUAUAAACCUGUUUACAAUAAAUGGGCAGGCCUGUGUUUAACUUGCUUGCUCUC